CGGAUUCCAAAGACCAACUCUUAUUGUGCUUUCUCUUGUUUUUGAGUAGCAGGAACUACUUUUGGACAUCAGAAUGUGACCAGAUUCACAACAGACAAUUCUACCAUGCAGGCAGAGGACUUUUCGGGCAUUAAAGUCUUCGAAAUAUGCAUUUACUUGGCAAUCUCUGUCGUAGGUCUCAUCGGGAACGGGCUUGUAAUAUUUGUGACCGGCUACAAAAUGAAGACAACUGUCAACUCCAUUUGGUUCCUCAACUUGGCGAUUGCAGACUUCAUCUUCUCCUUAACUCUAUUCAUAAGAUUCAUUUUAGCCUUAUGCAAGCUGGCUUGUCACUUUGGUGACUUCAUAUGGAAGUUUCUCCUAUGUAUGAUUUACUUAAACAUCUUUGCCAGCAUUUUUCUGCUGACGACUAUCAGUCUGGACCGAUGCCUGUGCACAUGGAUGGUUGUGUGGAGUCGGAACAAUCGAACCCUGUGCAAAGCUAGAAUCAUCAGCAAGGUUGUGUGGGUUUUAUCUAUCAGCUGCAGCAUCCCCGCAGUCAUCAAUCACGCAACAGCAAUGCCUGAAGUACACUGUAAAAAUCCAACUUCUAUAAAAUCCUACAAGUCUUUGGUCACAUUUAGGUUCAUAGUGGGCUUCUUCAUCCCCUUCCUGGUCAUUGCAUCUUCAUAUAUAAGUAUCGGAUUGCGAGUCAAAAGCCUCAAAAAGAAGAUGCAGUUCAGGUCUUACCGGAUCAUUAUAGCUCUGGUCCUGGCCUUUUUUAUAUGCUGGCUUCCUUAUCAUAUCCACGAGUUUUAUGACAUAAGUGCAAAGGAGAAUCAGUGGAGUGAGUCUGCUAAGGAUGUUUUAGUAAAAACAGAAGUUGUAGUGCACUGCCUGGCUUUUCUAAGCAGCUGUCUGAACCCCAUUCUCUACGUGUUCAUGUGUGAUGAGUACAAGAAGAAGCUCAAACAGUCUCUGCUGCUAGUGCUGGAGACGGCUUUUGCUGAGGAUCAUCAGGACUUCAAAGUCUCAAACCAAACAGAAGACAUCGCUAUCUCUGUGCUUGCCAGCUGACACGAUGAAAAACCAAGCCAUUAAAAUGAUCCAGGCAUUCAUGACUCUGCUUCCUUACCUUGAUAGCCGCACUUUUAUGACUUAUACAAAUGAGGUUGAAUAAAAUAUACAACCAUUAACUGCAUUAUACGAGUGGAAAUGUUGAAUCAAUGACUCAAUCUUUUCUGUUUUGAA
Messenger RNA from Carassius auratus (goldfish), 1230 nucleotides. RefSeq names its product C3a anaphylatoxin chemotactic receptor-like. The coding region runs from base 106 to 1056 and encodes 316 amino acids. The transcript has a single exon. Gene Ontology annotation, biological process: positive regulation of cytosolic calcium ion concentration; complement receptor mediated signaling pathway; inflammatory response. NCBI's taxonomy places the organism in Eukaryota, Metazoa, Chordata, Actinopteri, Cypriniformes, Cyprinidae. Gene Ontology annotation, molecular function: G protein-coupled receptor activity; complement receptor activity. The record is from RefSeq and is a predicted model, not a curated record. Gene Ontology annotation, cellular component: plasma membrane.